Melopsittacus undulatus (budgerigar) is the source of this 542-nucleotide messenger RNA. RefSeq names its product basic salivary proline-rich protein 2-like. NCBI's taxonomy places the organism in Eukaryota, Metazoa, Chordata, Aves, Psittaciformes, Psittaculidae. The record is from RefSeq and is a predicted model, not a curated record. The transcript has 3 exons. Bases 113 to 541 code for a protein of 142 amino acids.
UCCGCCGCCGCUGCCUCGGGCCCCGCCAUGGCGCAACGGUGAUGGGCGGCGGGGCCGGGCCGGGGAUAACGGGGCCGAAGGGAACCGGGAGCCUCAUGCGGCGGCCGCCGCCAUGGGGCAGGUCCUGGGCUUCGCCCACUGCAAAGAGGCUCCGUCCACGGCCUCCACCACCCCGGACUCCACGGAGGGUGGCCCCGAGGAGCCCGAGUUCCCCCCCGAGCUUGCGGCGUCCCCGGAGCCCCCCGAGGAGGAAGAGGAGGAUGAAGAUGGGGGGACCCCCCCCAGGACCCCCCCCCCGCGAACUCACCUUCUCCUACAUCGCCUUUGGGGGGGGGGGCAGCGCCCCCCAAACCGAGCCUGGCCCCCGCUGCCGCCGGGACCCCCGCCGGGGCCGCCCCCCCCGCCUGGGCUCGGGUGCCCCCCCCCGGGGGCUGGACCCCCAUAUAGGGGUCAGAGCCCCCCCAAAGCGGCCCGAGGAGCCCCCGGUCCCCCCCGAGGGGCGGCUGGAGGUGGGGGGGGGCCGAGAUGGAGGAGCCCCUGAU